Molecule: messenger RNA, 1214 nt
Organism: Trematosphaeria pertusa
Lineage: Eukaryota; Fungi; Ascomycota; Dothideomycetes; Pleosporales; Trematosphaeriaceae
Product: eukaryotic translation initiation factor 2 subunit alpha
Exons: 4
Coding region: 29-967 (312 amino acids)
Cellular component (GO): eukaryotic 48S preinitiation complex; eukaryotic translation initiation factor 2B complex; eukaryotic translation initiation factor 2 complex
Molecular function (GO): ribosome binding; RNA binding; translation initiation factor activity
Source: RefSeq, a predicted model, not a curated record
CAAGAAGAAACACGGAAAUUCGAUCAACAUGUCUCUCACAAAUUGCCGGUUCUAUGAGGAGAAGUAUCCGGAGGUGGAAAGCUUCGUCAUGGUGAACGUGAAGCAGAUCGCAGAAAUGGGUGCAUAUGUCAAGCUCCUAGAAUACGACAACAUCGACGGCAUGAUCCUCCUCUCCGAACUUUCCCGUCGACGUAUCCGCAGUAUCCAGAAGCUCAUCCGAGUCGGACGCAACGAGGUCGUGGUCGUGCUCCGUGUGGACAAGGACAAGGGCUACAUCGAUCUGUCGAAGCGAAGAGUGUCGCCCGAGGACAUUAUCAAGUGCGAGGAGCGGUACAACAAGUCCAAGAUGGUGCAUUCCAUCAUGCGCCACGUCGCCGAGAAGACCAACACACCCAUCGAAGAGCUCUACAAGAACAUCGGGUGGCCGCUGAAUAAGAAGUACGGACACUCGAUCGAUGCCUUCAAGCUCUCCAUUACGAAUCCGGAUGUCUGGAAGGAUGUGACCUUCCCCAACGAGGUAGUCAGGGAAGAGCUGCAGACGUACAUCAGCAAGAGGUUGACGCCUCAGCCGACGAAGGUGCGGUCCGACAUUGAGGUCACUUGCUUCGGGUACGAUGGUAUCGACGCGGUGAAGACAGCUUUGCGCUGCGCCGAGGCGAAGAACACGCAAGAUACGCAGGUCAAGGUCAAGCUCGUCUCGCCUCCACUAUACGUCCUAACCUCGCAAUGUCUCGACAAGAACCUCGGCAUCUCUGUCCUCGAGCAAGCAAUCCAAGACAUCAAGGACAGCAUUUCCGCAGCGGGCGGCGACUGCACGGUCAAGAUGGCGCCAAAGGCGGUCACGGAGAACGAUGAUGCUGAGCUGGCCGCGCUCAUGGAGAAGAGGGAGCGUGAGAACCAGGAGGUCAGCGGAGACGAGGAUGAGAGCACGAGUGACGAAGGCGGCGUGGUCGAGGCCGACACAUAGAUUGGUUGCAUGGGGAGGACAGGUUCACAACAGGGGACAACCGGCGUUUGGCGGCAGCAUGGGAAAACAAGGCAUUCAAGUGUCCAGGAUAGAUUGUAUGUCCAAAAAUUCAGCUUUACGACUCUCUCGGCGUAUGCUACCUAAAUGUAGAGACAAAUGGCAUGCCCAGAGUGAUGGUGCACCAAGCGAACAUGGCGUCGUCGGUUAGCUCGGGAGCUUGGGCCAGCGGGGUCGAGCAGGAACAAGC